Molecule: messenger RNA, 1103 nt
Organism: Solanum dulcamara
Lineage: Eukaryota; Viridiplantae; Streptophyta; Magnoliopsida; Solanales; Solanaceae
Product: agamous-like MADS-box protein AGL11
Exons: 9
Coding region: 126-824 (232 amino acids)
Biological process (GO): positive regulation of transcription by RNA polymerase II
Cellular component (GO): nucleus
Molecular function (GO): protein dimerization activity; RNA polymerase II cis-regulatory region sequence-specific DNA binding; DNA-binding transcription factor activity, RNA polymerase II-specific
Source: RefSeq, a predicted model, not a curated record
UAAGUAUUGUGUUUUUUCUUCAUUCAUCAGUGUACAAAUAAGAAGUCUUUGGAAGUUGUGUGAAUUUUCCGAAAGCCUUUGAAGUUCGCCGGAAAAUAGCAAUAUUUUCAAUUCAAGCCAAUCAGAUGGGAAGAGGAAAGAUAGAGAUAAAGAGAAUUGAGAACAACACAAAUAGGCAGGUGACAUUUUGUAAGAGGAGAAAUGGACUACUGAAGAAAGCCUAUGAACUCUCUGUUCUCUGUGAAGCUGAGAUUGCUCUUAUUGUUUUCUCCACACGUGGACGCGUCUAUGAAUACUCUAACAACAACAUUAAGGCAACUAUUGAACGGUACAAGAAAGCAACUGCAGAAACCUCUAAUGCUUGCACCACUCAAGAGCUCAAUGCUCAGUUUUAUCAACAAGAAUCAAAAAAGCUGCGCCAACAGAUACAAAUGAUGCAGAAUUCAAACAGGCAUCUGGUUGGUGAAGGGUUAAGCUGUUUGAACGUAAGAGAGCUGAAGCAGUUGGAAAAUAGACUUGAACGAGGCAUUAGUAAAAUCAGGUCAAAAAAGCAUGAGAUGAUACUGGCUGAAACUGAGAAUUUGCAGAAGAGGGAAAUUCUACUGGAACAGGAGAAUGCAUUCCUUAGAUCAAAGAUAGCAGAAAAUGAGAGGCUUCAGGAACUAAGCAUGAUGCCAGCAGCAGGGGGGCAAGAGUACAGUGCAAUACAACAAUAUUUAGCAAGAAACAUGCUACAACUUAAUAUGAUGGAAGGCCAAGGUGUCUCUUCAUAUGAUCCAUUGCCUCCUCCUCAUCAUGACAAGAAAUCCCUUGAACUUCAGUAGAGAAGCGAACGAAAGUGAGCUUGUUCUCAUCGAAGCGGUCAUGUCUGCUACUUCUCGAUUCUGUGGCAAUCAUCUUGGUCUUCUUUGAGAGUUUUACAAAGAAAUUUGGUGUCUACAACUUAUGAAGUAAUCUCUGAUGAUUGUAUGUUACUUAAACUAGUACCUUAUUUAAUGUAUUUGAAUUGUUUUUUUUGGGAUUUGUAAGAAUUUGAACUUAUGAGCUUAGAACGUAUGUUGAAGUCCACUCUUUAUUCCGUUAACCAGAGGUCUUGGGUUCGA